CGCGUCAUGUGGGACUUCUUUGAUGGAAAGACUGCAUUUAUUACGGGGGGCUCUGGUUUUUUGGGCACCGCGCUGGUUUUUCGGCUAAGAUCAAAAGCACAGUGCAAUCAUAUCUACCUCCUUGCGCGGGGAGGAAAAAGCUGCCUGAAAGAAAAAUGGAGUCGAUCACUACCCUCUGACGUUGUGAAUUGGCUGCUAGAUCCUGAGAAGACCACCAUUCUAGACGGUGAUAUCAUUAGACCCAACUUUGGUCUGCAUGACGACGAAAUUCAAAAUUUGAGCUCUGUGUUGGACUUUAUUGUACACGCAGCGUCUUCCAUCAACCUCAUCCAUGAUCUCAAAAGCACCUUGAAACAUGUUGUCCAGCCAUCCGAAGCACUGGCGCAGUUCGCCCUUCAAUGCGACCACGUGGAAAGAUUUGUUUAUGUAUCUACUGCUUACGCAAACUCUCAUCUCCAUGGACUUUCUUCAGAAACUGAUGUCAAAGUUGAAGAGCGCAUAUACCCCCUUCAGUCAAUCUCUGAAAGGACAGUGACUGUCGAGUACAAAGAGGCUCAGGCAAGAUUCUCAACCAUCGAAUACGAAUCCAAUGAUUUUCCAUGGGCUUAUGGAUAUGCGAAACAUCUUUCUGAGCGAUUGUUGACGGCAAUGUUCUCGGAAUGCGGAAGGUAUAAUCAGCUCCUCAUUGUACGGCCCUCAGUCAUAGGCCCCGCUGAAUGCUUUCCCUUUCCACAUUACACGGUUCCAACAUCUUCACCAGUUACCAUGGUUUCAGCGAUGUUGGCGAAUACGCCUUUGUUUUGUCUCAACUUCGCGAGCUCCCUUUCCAACCCCGGGAUGGAUGCGACCCUAGAUGAAGUGCCAGUUGAUGUUGUUGUUGAUCGCCUCCUUAUCCACCUUGCUUUUAAUACUCAAGGGUGUGUUCAUGCAGUGAACGGGGAACGAGGGAGAAUCAAGGCGCAGGAAAUUCAUCAGGCUCUCAGAGCCAUACGCUGGCUCCCUUGGGAACCCACUAUAAUCUGGUCGAUGGACAGCUGGCACUCAAAGCAUCAACACUGGGUCAAUCGCAUCUUCAAGUUGCUAGGGACAUCUUUCAACUUCUUAGAUGAGAGCACCUUUGCAAUCUGGGAAGGCCUAAGCCACGAAGAUCGUCAAUCGUUAAUGUUAUUUAGUCAGACUAGGGACCACUUGUUUGACUUAACCUCGAGGAAAGAGCAUAUUUACCAGUGUGUCAUCAUACUAUCUAAACGAAUGAGCUUUCCUCAUCGUCUCUUCUUUCGACUUCUUUGGUCACUUUGA
Molecule: messenger RNA, 1299 nt
Organism: Penicillium odoratum
Lineage: Eukaryota; Fungi; Ascomycota; Eurotiomycetes; Eurotiales; Aspergillaceae
Product: male sterility domain-containing protein
Exons: 2
Biological process (GO): long-chain fatty-acyl-CoA metabolic process
Cellular component (GO): peroxisome
Molecular function (GO): alcohol-forming very long-chain fatty acyl-CoA reductase (NADP+) activity
Source: RefSeq, a predicted model, not a curated record